AUGAGCGAAGCCUACGAACGGGAGCAGCAAAACAAUGCUCUCCUCAACUCCCUCUCCAGCAAAGUAUCAGCCCUCAAGUCGGUGACGAUCGAUAUCCACGACAACGCCCAUGAUCACAACACACUGGACCACUCGAAUGAAGUCUUCUCCUCGUUCUCCUCGAAUCUCCGCGGCAGCGCAAGUCGGUUAACGCGGAUGGCAAAGCAGGGGGAUACCGUUGCAGUGCUGAAAGUGGCGGGGAUUGUGGCAGCAGUCGGGUUGGCGAUCUGGGUGAUUCUGGGAUGGAUUUUCUAA
Messenger RNA from Aspergillus ruber CBS 135680, 294 nucleotides. RefSeq names its product SNARE domain- containing protein. The transcript has 3 exons. Gene Ontology annotation, biological process: intra-Golgi vesicle-mediated transport. NCBI's taxonomy places the organism in Eukaryota, Fungi, Ascomycota, Eurotiomycetes, Eurotiales, Aspergillaceae. The record is from RefSeq and is a predicted model, not a curated record. Bases 1 to 294 code for a protein of 97 amino acids.